AUGAAUCUUUUCAGAUCGUUCGUCAUCGAGCGACUAAGUGCAGCAGCUGAGGAGAUAUUAGGAGCUUUCGAGAGGACGAUAGAGGAGCACGAGGAAGAGAUUGAUCGACAGAGGAGACUGCUGGACAUCAUCCUUAAGCCCAGUGUUACCUUACACAGAACAGGGGAAAAGCCUUUCAAAUGCACCACUUGUGGGAGAGAUUUUACCUGGAAGUAUGACAUGGAGAGGCAUACAAGAACUCAUGCAGGGGAGAAGCCAAUCACAUGCGCCACAAGUGGGAACAUGUUUACCCCCAAGUCAGAUUUACAAAGGCAUGGAGAGAAGCCAUUCACAUGCCCCACUUGUGGGAAAAUGUUUACCCGCAAGUCACAUUUACAAAGGCAUGUAAGGACUCAUACAGGAGAGAAGCCAUUCACAUGCGCCACUUGUGGGAAAAUGUUUACCCGCAAGUCAAAUUUACAAAGGCAUGUAAUGGCUCAUACAGGGGAGAAGCCAUUCACAUGUGCCACAUGUGGGAAAAUGUUUACCCGCAAGUCACAUUUAACAAAGCAUGUAAGGACUCAUACAGGGGAGAAGCCAUUCACAUGCACCACGUGUGGGAAAUUGUUUACCCGGAAGUCAUAUUUACAAACACACGUGAGGAUUCAUACAGGGGAGAAGCCAUUCGGAUGCAAAACAUGUGGGAAAAAGUGUACACAGCGGUCAGAUCUGAAAAAACACGUGAGGAUUCAUACAGGGGAGAAGCCAUUCACAUGCGCCACUUGUGGGAAAAAGUUUACCCAGAAGUCAUAUUUACAGACACACAUGAGGACUCAUACAGGGGAGAGCCAUUCAGGAGCUGUGGUUGUGGAAAUGGGUUCAGCUCAAAAUGGCAUCUCAAACAACAUGCCAUGA
Lampris incognitus (smalleye Pacific opah) is the source of this 894-nucleotide messenger RNA. Its product is annotated as gastrula zinc finger protein XlCGF7.1-like. The record is from RefSeq and is a predicted model, not a curated record. Gene Ontology annotation, molecular function: DNA-binding transcription factor activity, RNA polymerase II-specific; RNA polymerase II cis-regulatory region sequence-specific DNA binding. Gene Ontology annotation, cellular component: nucleus. The coding region runs from base 1 to 894 and encodes 297 amino acids. Gene Ontology annotation, biological process: regulation of transcription by RNA polymerase II. NCBI's taxonomy places the organism in Eukaryota, Metazoa, Chordata, Actinopteri, Lampriformes, Lampridae. The transcript has 4 exons.